GUUGGAUCCGGUUGACCAGGACAAAUACUUCCGUAUUUUUAGACUGUACCUCAACCUACCAGACUUCAUCCUUGGGCUGGCCUACCACCUGAGAGUGCCACGCGAUAUUUAACUCAAAAAUCGUGUUCAUAUCAACUUAGGCAGUGCAAGUAUGGCCGCCACCGCGCUAGAGGAUGAAAUAAUUCCUGAAACGAAGAUUCCACUUACCUUCAAAUGGUCAGGACGCGAGUAUAAGGUAGAUCUCCUUGGAUCAGAUAGAGUGUACGACCUCAAGACUUCGCUGAUGAGCUUGACGAAGGUUCCACCAGAGAGGCAGAAAAUUCUAGGUCUAGUGAAAGGAAAACUACCCCCCAGAUCAAGAGAGGAAUAUCUACGAAUCACAGGGAAAUCAUUCACACUUGUAGGAACCCCUGAAGGCGACGAGAUCAAAGACCCUUCAAAGUUGGAAUUCCUUCCUGAUGUUGUCAAUGACCUUGAUGUAGACUUCACUGACAACCCUGCUGCCGCCGCGGUAUAUAAAAAUGACCAGCGGAACAUUCGCAAAGUCAAAGAGGCAACCGAGAAACUUCAGAUUAAUAUCAUUCAUCCUCUCCGAGAUGGAAAGCGUUUGCUCGUGCUGGACAUUGAUUACACUAUUUUGGACACCAAACCACUGACGUCUGGCUCAUUGCCACCUGCGGAAUGUGCGAGGCCUGGCCUCCAUGAAUUUCUAGAGGCCAUAUACCCUUACUACGACAUCUGCAUCUGGUCUCAAACUAGCUGGAUAUGGCUUGAGGCGAAGCUCGUAGAACUUGGCAUGGUUGGAUCUACCAGGAAUUACCAGGUUUUAUUUGUGCUUUCAUGGUUCCUCGACAAAACUUGUAUGUUCACUGUCUUUACAGAACGAAAUGGUCAACCAUAUGCACACCAUGUCAAGGCACUGCAAAUUGUCUGGAAUCACUUUCCCCAGUUUUCAGCGAAGAACACCAUUCACGUGGAUGACCUGAGUCGGAAUUUUGCCCUGAAUCCGAACGAAGGACUAAAAAUCCAUGCCUUCAAGAAUGCUCAUACAGAGCAGGCUCAAGCUGACCGAGAGCUUCAUAAAUUAGCCCGGUAUAUGGUACACAUUGUUGCUAUAGAAGAUUUCCGGACGUUGCGCCACAAGGCCUGGAAGCAUGAGCUAAGGCGACUCACGCAAUCAUAACGAAGACACACACCAUCUUACGGUGCUCAUUCAUACCAAGGCACUUCAAUACAUGAGUUAGGCCUACAUAGUAGGGACAGGUUAUAUUGUAUUGUAACUGUUGUUGUACGUGAUUUCUGUAACAUAGCUAUUUUGUAACAAAACCGUGCUAUUUAUGUGCAACUUUUCGUAGUAGUAUUGACCUGCUUGUACGUUGCGUAAUACCAAAUUCUUCACCA
This is a messenger RNA of Suillus subalutaceus, 1401 nucleotides long. RefSeq names its product HAD subfamily IIID h. Bases 152 to 1183 code for a protein of 343 amino acids. Gene Ontology annotation, cellular component: nucleus. The transcript is spliced from 11 exons. The record is from RefSeq and is a predicted model, not a curated record. Gene Ontology annotation, molecular function: phosphoprotein phosphatase activity. NCBI's taxonomy places the organism in Eukaryota, Fungi, Basidiomycota, Agaricomycetes, Boletales, Suillaceae.